CUUCCCUCUCAACGAGUUAUACAAACAAACAAAGAUGGACAUCAUCUGGAUCACGUUGACCUUCAUAGCCUUUUUACUAAUCUUUCUCUUCCUAACAAUCUCUCUUCUCAUACUGAGAAUCUUCGCGGGAAAAUCCAUCAAGAACCCGAAUUACCCACCCGUGGAUGGCACGGUCUUCCACCACCUCUUCUACUUCAACACACUCUAUGACCAACAAACAGAAGCUGCCAAGAAACGACGAACCUUCCGGCUCCUCGCUCAGGCGCAAAGCGACGUAUACACGACCGACGUGCGAAACAUCGAGCACAUACUGAAAACCAAUUUCGACAAGUACUCGAAAGGUAAGUUUAACCAGGAUAUUGUGAGUGAUCUUUUUGGGCAGGGGAUAUUCGCUGUGGACGGGGACAAGUGGCGGCAGCAGAGGAAGCUUGCGAGCUUUGAGUUCUCGACGAGAGUGCUUAGAGAUUUUAGCUCUUCUGUGUUUCGGAGAAAUGCUGCUAAGCUGGUUAGAGCUGUUUCUGAGUUAUCGGAUGCCGGUUUGGCCUUUGAUAUGCAGGACAUACUAAUGAGAUGCACUUUAGAUUCCAUAUUCAAAGUUGGGUUUGGGGUAGAAUUGGAGUGCUUGGAGGGAUCAAGGAAGGAGGGAAGCGCGUUCAUGAAGGCCUUUGAUGAUUCAAAUGCUUUGGUGUAUUGGCGCUAUGUUGAUCCUUUCUGGAAGCUCAAGAGGUUUCUCAACAUUGGCUCUGAAGCUGUCCUCAAGAAGAACAUCAAAAUCAUCGAUGAUUUUGUGCAUGGACUAAUCAGGACCAAGAGGAAACUCCUGGCAAUGCAACGAGAAUGUAAUGACAAAGAGGAUAUACUUUCGAGGUUUUUGGUGGAGAGCACAAGGAAUCCAGAGAAAAUGGAUGAUCAAUAUCUAAGGGACAUAAUUUUGAAUUUUAUGAUCGCCGGCAAAGAUACAAGUGCAAACACUCUCUCCUGGUUCAUCUACAUGCUCUGCAAGAACCCUCUGAUACAGGAACAAAUUGCAGAAGAAGUGAGAAAUGUCACCGGCAGUCUAGAUGACGGAGCAAACGUCGAUGAGUUCAUGGCAAAUAUAACCGAUGCAACUCUAGAUCGUAUGCAUCUUCUUCAUGCAGCUUUGACAGAGACCUUGAGGCUAUACCCUGCAGUUCCCAUGGAUGGGAAGUGUUCAGAAAUGGAUGACAUUCUUCCUGAUGGCUAUAGAGUGAAGAAAGGGGAUGGGGUAUAUUAUAUGGCCUAUGCCAUGGGCAGGAUGCCUUAUAUUUGGGGAGGAGACGCGGAGGAGUUCCGACCAGAAAGAUGGCUCAAAAAUGGAAUCUUUCAACAUGAAUCACCAUUCAAAUUCAUUGCCUUUCACGCCGGUCCUCGAAUUUGUCUAGGAAAGGAGUUCGCUUACAGGCAGAUGAAAAUAGUUUCAAUGGCUCUUCUCCGAUUCUUCCGGUUCAAACAAGCCGAUGUUACCAAAAAUGUAACUUACAGGACAAUGUUCACACUUCACAUUGAUGGAGGCCUCCAUGUUUGUGCAAUUUCUAGGACAGACUCGAAGUUCUAGAUGUGAUGAAACUCUCUUAGUAGUACGAAUAGCUGUUACAAGGCAGUAGCCGUGCACUAGAGGGACUUCCUGUUAAGGAACGUGCAGUAGAAGAAAUUCCUGCUAAGGAAGGUUGUGAUGCUGAAUUAAGGAAGGAUCCUUGCGCCAGCUAUAUGCAGAUCCUUAAAUAGCCAUGCCUUAAUAAGGAAUAAAAGAUGCAGUGGGUAUGUUCCACGUACGACUUGUGCAUCAAGUAAGUUUAAUAAGGUAAUUCAGAGUCUUGCUCCUAAAGCAAAGGUUUGGGCAGCGUCAAUAAGGGAAUUAAUAUCCCAGUAGGUUUAAUACUUUACCUAUUAACCAUGUAUUCCUUUUCUAUUCUUCAUACCUUGUAUCACUCUAUAUAAAGAGGAAGUUUAUCAAUAGAACGUAUCAGAAAAUUAUUACACAA
This is a messenger RNA of Alnus glutinosa, 2003 nucleotides long. Its product is annotated as cytochrome P450 704C1-like. Lineage: Eukaryota; Viridiplantae; Streptophyta; Magnoliopsida; Fagales; Betulaceae. The transcript is spliced from 5 exons. Bases 35 to 1576 code for a protein of 513 amino acids. The record is from RefSeq and is a predicted model, not a curated record. Gene Ontology annotation, molecular function: monooxygenase activity; oxidoreductase activity, acting on paired donors, with incorporation or reduction of molecular oxygen; iron ion binding.